AUGGCCCAGCGCAUCCGCCCGUCGCUCGCAGACCUGUCCGACUAUGACCAACCAGCCUUUCCAGAGCUCGACGGCCCCGCCCAGCCCGCCGCACGAGUGACACGAGCUCGCCCACCGACCGUCGCCUCGUCGCUUCCCCCACCAAUCCCUGUUAUCAAGCCGAGCUCGUCGACCACGCCUGCUGAGCCCGAAGCGAAGCUGCACAAGCCGAAAUCGCGGUUCGCCUUGCAGAGGGAGAAGGAGGCGGCAGCGGCAGCACAGCGGGCGACACCGACAGGCGCAGAACGGUUCGAGUUGAGUCUGGACGAGCUCGACGCAGAAGUUGCGGAACAGGAAGAGCUACCUCGGCGCGACAUCAUCAAGGACGUCCUCGAGCGUCCGACUUCACGACCCAAACCUCCCUCUGCGCCCGGCCCUUCUCGUCCUUCGCCUCUCGCUCCAAAUGGGGCGCGACCGACGGGCUUCCCAGCACCAGGUCGAGGCAUUUUCCCUCGCAAGUCGCAGGCUCCCGCUCCAACUCCUUCUGCUUCCGCCUCUUCCGGCCCUCGCAUCUUCCGCACCUCCUCCCUCAUCCCUCCAACGCCCACGCCCUCAUCCUCAGACGCCGCAUCCCUCACCUCCACCCCCACCGACUCGCUCUCCUCGCUCCUCACCUCCGUCUCACGCGAAAACGAAGAUGUCGUCUCGCGGAUGAGCGAGGAGGAGAUCCUGGAGGAACAGAGGCAGAUUAGAGAGGAGAUGGGGUUGAGUGAGGGGGUGUUGAGGAUGUUGCAGAUGAGGGGGGAGAGGCGACGCGGAGAGGGGGAGAAGAAG
Rhodotorula toruloides NP11 is the source of this 813-nucleotide messenger RNA. RefSeq names its product RNA polymerase II-associated protein 1. Lineage: Eukaryota; Fungi; Basidiomycota; Microbotryomycetes; Sporidiobolales; Sporidiobolaceae. The annotation marks the transcript as partial. The transcript has 2 exons. The record is from RefSeq and is a predicted model, not a curated record.